AUAAGAGCAGCCCCUGUUCAAGCUUUGACACACAAACGCAGCUGGAUUCAUUCAUUCGGCCGAGGAAGUAACCAAGACAGGAAAAAAAUGCAACUGACGGUGCAAGUGGCGGUCGCCCUCGUGGCUGCAGUGAUGGUGGUCUGUCCUGUCAGCGCACAGCUGGUGGACUGCCCGGCCGUGGAGGGCAAAGACGACAACGCGACGUUGUUCUACAACCCGUACAACUGCUCCACCUACUACGUGUGCGACCACGGUACCCCGGUGCUGAUGCCCUGCCCGCUGGGCACCAAGUUCAACGACGAGUCGAAGAUCUGCGACCAUCCGGACGACGCCAACUGCUUCGAGCUCCAGCCGCCCACCGAGGCGCCCGCGACGGAAGCAGCGCCAGAGGACCCGCCGCUCACCGAGAAUCAUCAUUACCAAGACGACGGAGGAGAUCUAGGCCCGUUGAACCCGUGCCGGAAGCUGAACCCGUCGCGUGAAGCGAAGCUUCGCCCAGUUGCCAAAGUUCGUUUCAACGACGAACUCUCACCGCCCUUCAGUCGUUGCUCCGUCGUCACGCGAGUCAUUUACGCGCCCACGAUAUAAAUUAUAUCCCCGUCGGAUUGCCAGUUAGAAAGAUCUCACUGUUGCUGUUAUAAUAUAAAUAAAGUUGUUUGAGAAGCACC
Messenger RNA from Ixodes scapularis (black-legged tick), 668 nucleotides. Its product is annotated as peritrophin-1. The record is from RefSeq and is a predicted model, not a curated record. Lineage: Eukaryota; Metazoa; Arthropoda; Arachnida; Ixodida; Ixodidae. Gene Ontology annotation, cellular component: extracellular region. Gene Ontology annotation, molecular function: chitin binding.